AUCUACCAGGGCGAGUGGUUUAGUUUGCCUUGAAACAAAACAAGGAAGGAGAAGGAGAGAUUACUUCCCUGCAACAAAUAGUUAUAGCCAUGGCGGCAGGCCUUUCUGGUGUUAUCAAGUGUGUUAUAUUUGCCAUCCUGAUCCCGAUCGUGUCUGCCGGAGACAAUGAUUGCAAAUCCUACUAUGACUACCUUCGUGCCUACCACCCAGCAGAGACAUGCUCGGUGUUUUGUUGUGGAUCCUGUUUCAAAAGAUAUUGUUGUCGAGACUCCUUCAUGCGAUUCACAGAAGAUGUGCAGGAGGCCUGCACUGAUCAUGGGUAUUUCAUUCUAUUAACUUCUCAUUACUUAUAUAUUAAGUACCAAAUACUAAAAUGUGUUUAUGGCAGUUCUUCCAGUAGUCCCAUAACCUUCGGCUUCGCGGUUGCGGCUGUAGUCAUCGGCAUUCUGAUCAUCAUAUCCUGCUGUGUCUGUCCCUGCUGCUGCCUCUACAAGAUCUGCCGCAAGCCACGGCCGGUUAUAGCCACCACCACACACACCACAGUGGUCACACACACACCUCAACAUUACCCCCAGCAGCCAACAGCAUCCCCUGGGAUUCAGGGGCCAUCCUACCAGGGGGGCCAGGUCCCAGGCUACCAGUCCAUCCCUGUCCAGCCUGGUUACGGUGCACAGCCCAUGCCUCAGCAAUACGGUGCUCAGCCCAUGCCCCAAGCCUACGGUGGUCAGCCCAUGCCCCAAGCCUACGGUGGUCAGCCCAUGCCCCAAGCCUACGGUGGUCAGCCCAUGCCCCCAGCACCCUACCCAGCAUAUACACCUGGACCCCCUCCAGCCUACCAGGAAGCCAUGGGCCCGAGUUACGGCCCGUCUCCGAUGGCCUACAGCCAGGCUGCCUUCACACCAGGACAGCCCUCCUACCCUCUCCAACCUCCCGGCCAGCCCCACGCCCAGGCCAUUGCGCCGCCCCCACCAGCGGACCAUGGCCAGCCCGCCUACAACCCGGCUUAUGCUCAGCCUCCGCCCAAGACUGGAUAUUAAGCGAGCACCUGAGCCAUAUUGCGUUGCCUUGUCAUGCUUUUCUUCUACGUAGUUUAUUUGUUUGAUGUUUUUUUAUUGUUCUUGAGUUGUUGCUGUGUUUUAUGAUGGUUGAGAUGCUGGGCUUUAAUGGCACUUUAUAUUUCUGUGUGCAUCGUUAGCGUUAAGGUGUUUUAGGUUAGGUCAAAUAAAAAUUUACUUGUUUGUGGAGGAUAUAUUGUUCCAUAUUUAACCACUUCUUCAGUAUGUAUGCGUGUUUAUCCAGCAUCAGAGACCUAAGAUACAUGUUAACAAGGGGUGGGUUACGGUUGGAGGGUUACUGAUUAGCCAGAGAACAUAUGGAUGGAACCCAGUACCUCGGCUUGAUUCAAAUAACCUAACCAUUGGACCAUCAUGCCUUCAUUUUUUGUUCAAAACAGGAUUACAGCCUUUUUUUUUUUUUUCAUGGACUGAUAGCGGUCUCUAGGUUGUCAACAUCAGAACUUGCAUCAUGUUACACCAAUCCUAAGUCAGGGUACCUCUGUGUGUUUUCGAAUGUCAGUGUGCUCAGGAAACGCAUCCUUUAAUCCUUAUGAACAGGCCUUACCGUAGGAUCUGACAUUUAUCAGGUGUAAUGUCAGUCAUCCCUCCCCCUCAGUGAUUGAUAAUCCUCUCUCCUGCACCAUAAGUAAUGACUUUGGCUAGUGAUACUGAAAUAUCCCCAUUGUCAAUUAAAGACGGCAGCGCUCGCUUUACGAUGUGCUAGCUGGAGGCAGACAUGGAUGUUCUGGGAUUCAAUAAUAUUGGCAAAAUGGUUGUUCAACUACUUUCCUUUUACAGCCGUGUUUCAACUUGUAACAUGUAAAGGGAACUGCUGAGAUUAAACACGCCUAAAGCCUCA
Gadus macrocephalus (Pacific cod) is the source of this 1914-nucleotide messenger RNA. RefSeq names its product protein shisa-5-like. The coding region runs from base 90 to 1037 and encodes 315 amino acids. The record is from RefSeq and is a predicted model, not a curated record. The transcript is spliced from 5 exons. Lineage: Eukaryota; Metazoa; Chordata; Actinopteri; Gadiformes; Gadidae.